UUGAUUGAACAGGAUUAUAUCAUCAAAUAAUAAUACUUUUUCAAAUUAAGCUUUACUACUGUUACCAAGCAAAAUUGAAUCAGAAAUCAUAUCUAUGUAUUCACCAUCUAAAUUAGAUAAUAUACCCCUGACAAAUCUAGAUCAGACUCUAGUGUCUCUAGUAGUCUAGAUUCUAGAUCUAAAUUCUAAAUCUAGAAAAUAUUUGAAUUUGGUAAUUACAAAUUACACUAAUUACAGAAUUUGUGUCUCAUCUUGAAUCAUAAAGAAUUCAAUUUAUUGAGAAAGAAAUUGUAGACAGUCAUGGAUGACCUUCUUUAUGCUCGUUUAUUGCAAGAACAGUUCAACAGAGAACUAGAAUUCAAAGAUCUUACAAGAAAGGAAGACCAUGAGCAUAGAAGUGGAACUAGAGUAACAAGGAAUAAUGUACAAGUCUCUGAAAUUGAUGAUUAUGAUUAUAGAAAUGAUGUGUCUCCUGUUGACCCAUCUUUAGAGUUGUCUGACCCCAAUCCAGACAUAUUGACACUGUUUCUUCAGUUCAAUAAAAGGUUCUUUUGGGGUUGCCUUUCAAGUAUAGAAGUGAAAUGGAGUCCUAGAAUGACUUCAUGUGCUGGAAUCUGUGUCUAUGAGGGCCGAGGUGGCCUGUGUUCAGUACGACUUAGUUUGCCUUUGUUGAAGUUAAGACCAAGGAAGGACUUAGUUGAGACGCUUUUGCAUGAAAUGAUCCACGCUUACCUUUUCAUAACAGAUAAUGACAGAGAUCAUGAUGGCCAUGGACCUAAUUUCAAGAGUCACAUGCAUAGAAUAAACAAGGCAACAGGAGCAAAUAUAUCAAUCUAUCACAACUUCCAUGACGAAGUGGAGUCUUACCAACAACACUGGUGGAGGUGUGAUGGACCUUGUCAGAACAGAAGACCUUAUUUUGGUUAUGUGAAGCGUUCCAUGAACCGUGCACCGUCACCUCGAGAUUUGUGGUGGGCAGAGCAUCAGAUGACCUGCGGUGGAAAGUAUACAAAGAUCAAAGAGCCAGAGAGCUACAGACAGAAGAAAAAAGAAAAAGAAGACAAACCUAAAGACAGAUCUCAAGACAUCCGAGCGUUUGUAGGCAAAGGAAACACAUUCAAUAACAGCAAAGGCUUUCAGGAUAAAGAAUUCACCACUACGAGCAGAACUGACUUCCAUGCUGAGAAAAACAAAACUAUACCAGACAAAUCUGACGAUGGUACACAAAAGGCUCUAAUUGUGAAUGGUGUUCUGAUAAGAAAAGGAACAUCGUCCUCUAGUCCACGGCCUUCAGCCAGCGGUAGUUUGCUGCCAGUUAAGGCCCCUGUUGAUAAGAUUGACUUGACCAAUAACUCGUCAAGCAUGGAAGAGGACUGGCAGGAGGAUGACUCGUGGAUGUUGGAAGCUGAAACGGGAAAUAAUUUGACAGACGGAAAUAAAACUCCAGCAAUCAGUUCACCUUCUGCCAACUUAAAAGACAGUAACUUAAAACCGAGAAGUACUGAGGAUAAAAGCAUGCAUAAGAUAUUUUCCCAAUUAGUUUCCAACCAAAACAAUGGCGUUAAGAUAAAAGAUACCCAGCCUAAAAAAUUGGGACAGUUGAAGAUUAACCAGGACACUCUAGGGUUUGUUCAAACAAAGUUUGCAAAAGACUUUACGAGCGUGUGUGAGCCUAUAAGCAAACCUUUACACAAAAAGACAACUAAAAAAUUUAGGUUUAGUGACUCCGAUACCGACGAUGAUCUAUGGAACCAGUCGCAGAGCAAGGACCCAAAGUGCCAAACUCGUAUAAAGACAUCCACAGAUGUACAAAGUAGUCCAGUAAUAAAAUCAGGUGACUGUGCAACUUUACAAUCAAGUUCUCGUGUUUCGGAUUCAGUACCACGUUCCUCAAAGCCAGAAAAUAACAGAUCAAGGACAAAUGAACAAAUUUCGACUUUUGAUGCCAAGGGAAUGAACUCUGCUACUAGUUCAAUGGAUGUUGGUAUAGGGAUAAACUCAGCAACUAGUUCAACUUUUGGUGUCAAGGGAACAAACUCUGCUACUAGUUCAACUUUUGGUGUCAAGGGAACAAACUCUGCUACUAGUUCAACUUUUGGUGUCAAGGGAACAAACUCAGCAACUAGUUCAACUUUUGGUGUCAAGGGAACAAACUCUGCUACUAGUUCAAAUGUACAGUUACAAAAUAGUAGCAAACAAAAUGAAGAUUUGAAGUUUUCAGGUCAAGGUUACAGGCUGGGCUCUGCAGACCAAGGAACUUCUUAUCUGUCUUUGAUUCGUAAAACAUUUACUUCUACAUCAGCAUUGCCAAGCAGGGGAGGUAAAUGUUCUCCAGUCGCUUCUGCCUCACAUCCUGAGAGUCAGGAGAUAAGGAAGAGAACUCUGGAUGACGCUUUUGGAGAUCUUUUCCCAGAGAGAGCAAAAAGCUCCAAAUCUGUUCCAGUUACCCAGCAGAGUGAUCUCCCCAGGCAGAAACAACCAAACGGCCACAUGGAAACUGAUCAUCCUGCUUCUGACAAAACUGUUGUGCCUUGCCCAGUCUGUAACCAGCUGGUUGAAGCCUCUGUCAUAAAUAGCCAUCUCGAUGAGUGCUUACUCUAAACCAGCAAUGCCCGACACAGAGCCUAAGGGCCCUAUCUGGUCUGUGUCACAGUUAUGUGGCCAGAUCCUAUGAGCUUUAUCUGGUCUGUGCCACAGUGUUAUCUGGCGCAGGGAAUAACAAAACAGCGGAGGCUCUGUUUUGUUGAACUCGUCGACAUUGUGGACAUGUGACCUGUAAAUGCCCCCCCCCCCC
Messenger RNA from Biomphalaria glabrata, 2794 nucleotides. RefSeq lists its product as uncharacterized. Lineage: Eukaryota; Metazoa; Mollusca; Gastropoda; Planorbidae. Gene Ontology annotation, biological process: DNA repair. Gene Ontology annotation, cellular component: nucleus. Bases 301 to 2601 code for a protein of 766 amino acids. Gene Ontology annotation, molecular function: metalloendopeptidase activity; single-stranded DNA binding; polyubiquitin modification-dependent protein binding. The record is from RefSeq and is a predicted model, not a curated record. The transcript has 7 exons.